Messenger RNA from Bradysia coprophila, 1595 nucleotides. RefSeq names its product ubiquinol-cytochrome-c reductase complex assembly factor 2. Gene Ontology annotation, cellular component: mitochondrial matrix. Gene Ontology annotation, biological process: mitochondrial respiratory chain complex III assembly. Lineage: Eukaryota; Metazoa; Arthropoda; Insecta; Diptera; Sciaridae. The record is from RefSeq and is a predicted model, not a curated record.
CACUUAGAAUGCUCCGGCCGCGAACGUUCAUAGCUGUCAUUUGACUUUUGUAGAGGUUGGAAAAAUAUAAAAAAGAUAAAUUUCAUGGUUCGGAGGUAAUAUGUCAGUUCAGUAUAACAGAUUUCUAAAGUUGCUAGAAAGGUGGCCAGUUGAUAAAACAAAAGCCGGAAGAGAUCUUGGAGCACACUUGCGAGAACAUUUAUUGAAAACAACACUUGGCUCAUCAACUAUAAAUACCAUUGACAGCGAAGAUCUCGAUAAGCAGUUCGAAGCGCUUGAAAGACUGUCCCGUAGCGUAUACGCCGAAAAAUAUCAGCGACAGCACAGUUCAACGGCAUCUGGAUUGACCCCUCCUCAGUGUAGUCAGAUUCUGUCCAACGACUUUUUGAAGAGUUGGGAGAAGGAAAACUCUAAAUAAUGGCUCGACGCCUUCUACCGUCCAUGCAGCGUCAAUUAUUUCCAUUGUUAUGCCGAUUAAAACACAAUCACAACAUUACCGCCAAUCCAAUCAAUGAAUUACAUAUUCCCGUUAUGGCUACCGAAGUCAUCGACUACCUAAAACCGGAACCUGGUAAAAUAUUCAUCGACAUGACCUUCGGUGCUGGCGGUCACACAAAACGUAUCUUAGAUCAUUCACCGAACACAACUGUCAUUACUUUGGAUCGAGAUCAGGAAUCUUACGAAUUGGCUAUGGAUAUGAAAGACGAUUAUCCGAAUCGACUAAUACCGAUGCUGGGAAAGUUUUCCGAACUUCCCGACUUAUUGAAAGCACACGGCUAUGGUUUCGCAUCGAUCGACGGAAUUCUAUUCGAUUUUGGAUGUUCGUCAAUGCAAUUCGAUCAGGCUGACCGAGGUUUCGCUCUCAGUAAAAAUGGUCCGUUAGAUAUGCGGAUGGAUAAAGACCGAAUACCUGGACAACCAACAGCCGCUGAUGUUCUAGCGAAGAUCGACGAAGAGGAUUUGGCUAGAAUAUUAAAGAUUUACGGUGAAGAAAAGUGCGCCAAGAAAAUUGCACGGGCUAUUGUCGAUACGCGCUACUCUCUGCGAAAAAUUGAGACAACGAAAGAGCUUGCCGAUUUGGUGAAUUCCUGUUUCAACGACAACCUUCGUUUAGAUAAACUUCAGAGACAUGCACACAACGCCACAAAAACAUUUCUAGCUCUGCGAAUAUUCGUCAAUGACGAACUCAACGAAAUCAACUACGGAAUGCUACUUGCUGAACGGUUUCUGAAACAAAACGGGCGCCUAGUUGCCAUCACAUUUCAUUCACUGGAAGAUUUGAUUGUCAAGCGUCAUUUAAUGGGAAACUUGCUGGGCAAUGUGGCUAAUCCCAUACCGUUACGGUACUCCAGUCAUGCGUUGGUGCAGGAAUUAGAGGUAAUAAAUGAAUUAAAAGAAUCGUCGUGGCAGCAAUUGAACAAACAUGUGUUAGUCCCAACGACAGAAGAAAUAGAACGAAAUCCAAGAAGCCGUUCGGCCAAGUUUAGGGCAGCUGUUAAAGAAUGAUUGAAUAUGAAAAUGGAAAUGAUUGUUUAGUGAUGGCUAGAGACUCAAUUGUAAAUUAUAAAAUAAACCAGAAAUUGCGUUGAACCAGU